Molecule: messenger RNA, 1614 nt
Organism: Aphanomyces astaci
Lineage: Eukaryota; Oomycota; Saprolegniomycetes; Saprolegniales; Verrucalvaceae
Exons: 4
Coding region: 1-1614 (537 amino acids)
Molecular function (GO): nucleic acid binding
Source: RefSeq, a predicted model, not a curated record
AUGCCGCUGCUACUGAUUGUGAAGGGCCGCCCCGGCGGUGACAUCGCGACCAAAGAAGUUCCGACGUAUCCCGCUGGACCGGUCUACGCUGUACAGAAGACUGCGUACAUGAACCAGCGUGUCUGGAACAUGUACCUCCGCGAGGUUUUGAAGCCCGAGUUGGAUUGUCCGUCGGUCCUCCUUACCGAUAACCUGAAAUAUCACUUGUCGAAGAAGAGCUACAAGAUCAUGCAGGAUGAGCUUUACUCCGGUGCGUUUCUCCAGCCAUUGUCGGCCAACACGACGAGUGUCCAGCAACCUCUGGAUGUCGGCGUCAUGGGACCUUUCAAGCAGAUGUGCCAUACGGAGUGGAUCAAGGAAGGAAAAGUCGUCACUGCUACAGCGAAGCGUCUUGUUAUGAUCAAGAGGGCGAUUAAGGUGUGGGAUGGCAUGAAGGAAGACACAGCCGCCUCCGAUCUCACGUUGCUCGAGACGAGUCUCGAAGACUUCGGAGAGGCGGCCCGUCAAGGCAUGGACAUGGAUGAAGCCCCAGUAAACCCGAUCAUGGACAAGUUCGUCAACGUUCUUGGACCGGAGGGAAUCCGUUCUCUGACCAACUUCACUGUGUCGGAGAUCGAGUCCCUCUGGUCCAUCGUCGAUGAUGCAUUGAACGCCGCUUGGCUGGAAGGACGUGGCCGGAAGUCGACCACAAGCCCUAAGAACAGACUGUUCAUGACUCUCACGGUCAUGAAGCAAUUUUGUUCAUGGGACAAGCACGCCGCUGACUUUAGUUUCAAGGCACCAACCUUUGAGAAGAUGAUCAUGCGUACUGUGUCGAAGAUUGAGCCUGUUCUGUCCAACAAGUUCAUCGUGUGCCCAUCCAUGGCGACCUUGACUGAGACCGGCUGUCGUUUCACUAACUACCCGUACGCCCUCUAUGCAGUGGACGUGAAGUUCCAGCCAUCGCUUCGUCCAACGGGCCGUUUUUCUGAGCAGAAACACUACUUCAGUGGCAAGCAUCACCUAUAUGGCUACAAGAUUGAAACCGCCGUCUCUCCCGAUGGCCGCUGUGUGGCCAUGUCCGACGCGCAUCCUGGUUCGGUCCACGAUCUGACCAUCAUGCGUACUCGACGUGAUGUGCACAAGGCCAACUUGACGAAGACACCCCGUGAAGCUGCCUUGUCGGACCAUGGGGAGUUGUCGACCGCCUUCCCGACAUAUUGGCCAUGCCUUGUGGACAUGGACUACAUCAGAAUUGCCCAUGAAGUCCGUGGGAUUCAUCCGAAGCGUCGCCCAGCAAACGGCGCUCUCGAUGCCAACGACCAUGAGUGCAAUCGACGCGUUUCGUCCGAUCGUGUUGUCGUGGAAAACUUCUUCGGGCGUGUUUGCUCCCUGUGGAGAAUUUCAAGCACGACGUUUACUUGGGGCGAGAAGAUCUACCUUUCGCUUCAGAAGACUACGUUUGCCUUGACCAACUUCCAUCUGUUAUUGCUGCCCAUGCUCGCAGAGGACGAAAACUACUAUGCCAUGGUUCUGGCCCGCUACCAGCGCAUGGCGAGCGAGAAGAAGCGAAAGCGUGCUGAGACUCAGCACCGUUAUCGAUUGAGGAAAAGCAAUUGUGUAUUUUGCAAAUAA